Ricinus communis (castor bean) is the source of this 2883-nucleotide messenger RNA. Its product is annotated as pentatricopeptide repeat-containing protein At5g67570, chloroplastic. Bases 118 to 2760 code for a protein of 880 amino acids. Gene Ontology annotation, cellular component: chloroplast. The transcript is spliced from 9 exons. Gene Ontology annotation, biological process: chloroplast organization. Gene Ontology annotation, molecular function: protein binding. The record is from RefSeq and is a predicted model, not a curated record. Lineage: Eukaryota; Viridiplantae; Streptophyta; Magnoliopsida; Malpighiales; Euphorbiaceae.
GAAAAGAUUUGUAGCCGUAGCCGAACUCAAUGGGCCUACAAGUACCAAACUGAAAGAUUAGUUUCAGUUCUCCUUCACUUCAGUGGUUCACUUCCGUCCCUUGCUUAUCAGUUGUCAAUGGAAGCAGGUUCAACAGUCCCCUCAACAACUCCCCCAUUCGAACCAAACAUUGAAGUCAUCAGACAAAGACUCCUAAAAAACGGCGUAUACCCAAAUCCAAAAAUCAUCCGUGCUCUUCGCAAGAAGCAAAUUCAAAAACACAACCGCAAAAUCACCAAAGUCUCCCAAGCCCAGCUCACCGCCUCUCAGAAGCAAGCUCUAGCCGAAGAAUCUCAUUUCCAAACCUUAACAAGUGAGUACAGAACCUUUACUAAAGCAAUAAAAGGCGAAACACGGUCUAGCACUAGCGGUUUGCUAGUGGGUCGGCCAUGGGAGAGAAUAGAGAGAGUGAAGCUGAGAGAAAUUGUCAGCGGAAGUAAUCAAUUUAAUGGAAAUAAGUUAAACGUUGAAAGUUUAAGAGAAUUGAAAGAAAAUUUUGAAGAUGGGUUGAAUUGGGUUUUGGAUAAUGAUAUUGAAUUGGAAAAUAAUGAUGAUUGGUUGAGUAGUGAAAAUCAAUGGCAAUAUGAUCCAGCUAAGAGGAGACGCAAUGAUAAGGAAGAAAUACGGUUUCUUGUUGAUAGGUUAAGUAAAAGAGACGUGACUGUGAGAGAUUGGAAGUUAGCCAAAAUAAUGAAGCAGUCCGGAUUGCGGUUUAGUGAAGGGCAGUUGAUGAAGAUUGUUGAGGGACUUGGGAACAAGGGAAAAUGGGAACAAGCGAUGGCUGUUGUGGAAUGGGUGUAUAAUGACAAGGAACGAAGAGAUAGUAAGAGCAGGUUUGUUUACACAAAACUCUUAUCAGUGCUCAGGAUUGAAAGGAGGCCCAAGGAAGCCCUUCGUAUUUUUAAUUCGAUGCGUGAAGACCACAAUUUAUAUCCUGACAUGGCUGCGUAUCACGUCAUUGCGGUUACGCUUGGUCAAGCUGGCAAUCUGAAAGAAUUGCUUAAAAUUGUUGAAUGCAUGAAGCAGCAGCCUUCUAAAAGAAUUAAUAAAAUGUGCUACAAGCGUUGGGAUCCAGUCCUUGAACCAGAUAUAGUUAUAUAUAAUGCUGUAUUGAAUGCUUGUGUUCCAACCCAGCAGUGGAAGGGCGUAGCAUGGGUGUUUGAGCAGUUGAGAAAGAGUGGUCUUAAGCCCAAUGGAGCUACAUAUGGAUUGGCAAUGGAGGUAAUGCUGAAUUCUGGCAAGUAUGACCUUGUCCAUGAGUUGUUUAGGAAGAUGAACAGAAGUGGAGAAGCUCCCAAAGCACUCACAUAUAAAGCUUUUUCAGUUCUUGUCAGAGCUUUUUGGGAGGAAGGCAAAGUCAAUGAAGCAAUGGAAGCAGUGAGGGAUAUGGAAAAUAGAGGGGUAGUUGGAACAGCCAGUCUAUAUUAUGAACUGGCAUGCUGCCUCUGCUACUAUGGGAUGUGGCAAGAUGCUAUGCUAGAGGUUAAGAAGAUGAAAAAUCUUCGUCAUAGUAAACCUUUGGAAGUCACUUUCACUGGCUUGAUAAUGUCUUCCCUAGAUGGUGGACAUGUCAGUGAUUGCAUCUCUAUCUUUGAAUACAUGAAAGCCUAUUGUGUCCCUAACAUUGGGACCAUAAAUAUCAUGCUCAAAGUUUAUGGCCGGAAUGAUUUGUUCUCAAAAGCUAAAGAGUUGUUUGGGGAAAUUAAAGGCACCAAUAAUGAUGGUACUUACCUUGUACCAGAUGAGUUCACCUAUAGCUCAAUGCUCGAGGCAUCUGCUAGUGCACUUCAGUGGGAAUACUUUGAACUUGUGUAUAAGGAGAUGACAUUCUGUGGGUAUCAACUAGAUCAAAAGAAGCAUGCCUCGCUACUUGUGGAAGCAUCUAGAGUUGGAAAGUAUCAUCUUUUGGAGCAUGCAUUUGAUGCUGCAUUGGAAGCUGGAGAAAUUCCUCAUCAUUUGUUGUUCACUGAAAUGGUAUUUCAAGCCACAGCUCAGCAGAAUUAUGAGAGAGCUGUCGUCCUAGUCAAUACUCUCGCUCUUGCCCCAUUUAAAAUCAGUGAAAAGCAAUGGAUAGAUCUUUUCCAGAAAAAUGGAGAUAAAAUCACUCAGGACGGUUUAGAGAAGCUGUUAGAUGCACUUCGUAGUUCUGAUGUAGCAUCAGAACCCACAGUUGCAAAUUUGUCAAGAACACUGCAUUCUCUAUGUGGACGUGGCAGAUCAGAGUACUUAUCAGGUUCCACUAGUCUGGGCAUUGACGUGACAAAUAGUUCAUAUUUGGAUUCUGGUAGUAGGAAAAUUAUGGGUGACAAAGGACCAGAGAUGCAUGAGGAUACUCUUAUUGAUAAAACUGAUAUCGCGUAUGGUGAUCUCAGUGUUACUCGCAGUAAUACAGGAGGAGAAGGUAGUGAUGAUACAGACGAGGCGUCUAGCAGCCCAAGAAAUUACAGCACGGAUCGGGAUGGAAUAGCUAGCAUAUGCACUAAUGUGAAGAUAUUUGGUGAUGACGAGGCAUCUGGUGCAUCUACUGAUUGCUUAGAUUUUGAUGAGAUGGAAUAUGGAAUACCCAUCAACCAGGUUGAUGAUUCUUGUGGAACUAAAUUGCCCUCAGCAGAUGAAAUACUGGAUAUCUGGAAGGAAAGCAGGAAAGGUAGAUUAUUCUUCCCCUUUCAGCUGCACAAGAAUGAACCCACUUCUGUACCCAAAAAUGUAAAUGAAGGAUAAAUUUAGACAGGAACCAGUUCUUAGGAAUUGUUGACUGUUAAAAAAACACAGCAUUGAGGUUAUAUAGUGCUUUCAAAUGUACAUAAUGGAGUUCUGAAAUGGCCAGUUCUUAGGUUUUCCUUC